Molecule: messenger RNA, 2227 nt
Organism: Eutrema salsugineum
Lineage: Eukaryota; Viridiplantae; Streptophyta; Magnoliopsida; Brassicales; Brassicaceae
Product: oligopeptide transporter 9
Exons: 6
Coding region: 1-2223 (740 amino acids)
Biological process (GO): transmembrane transport
Molecular function (GO): oligopeptide transmembrane transporter activity
Source: RefSeq, a predicted model, not a curated record
AUGGCCGAGCACUCGACCAGUAGAGCCAUGGAAAUAGAAGAAGUCGUCGAUGAUGAGUUAGACCGGUGUGCGGUGGACGAGGUUGAGCUAACCGUUCCAAAAACCGACGAUCCAACGUUACCGGUUCUCACUUUUCGAAUGUGGGUUUUAGGUCUUAGCGCGUGUAUCAUACUCUCGUUCGUGAACCAGUUUUUCUGGUAUAGGCAAAUGCCGUUGAUGAUAACCGGAAUCUCGGCUCAGAUCGCGGUCUUGCCGCUCGGUCACCUGAUGGCUAGAGUGCUUCCAAAUAGGAAGUACUUGGAAGGGUCAAGGUGGGAGUUUAACAUGAAUCCUGGUCCCUUUAAUGUCAAGGAACAUGUUAUGAUCACGAUUUUCGCUAACUCUGGAGCAGGAACGGUUUAUGCGACUCAUAUACUUAGUGCUAUUAAGCUUUAUUAUAAGAGAACUCUUCCAUUUCUGCCGGCUUUUCUCCUCAUGAUCACUACUCAGUUUCUCGGAUUUGGGUGGGCUGGUCUAUUCCGUAAACACCUUGUUGAUCCUGGUGAGAUGUGGUGGCCAGGAAAUCUAGUUCAAGUGUCUCUCUUCAGUGCCUUGCACGAGAAGGAAAAGAAGAAAAAAGGAGGCAUGACCCGAAUCCAGUUCUUCCUCAUAGUCCUUGUGACCAGCUUCGCAUACUACAUUCUCCCCGGUUAUCUAUUCACAAUGAUCACUUCCAUCUCAUGGGUUUGCUGGCUUAGUCCAAAAUCGGUUUUGGUUAACCAACUCGGUUCAGGUGAACGAGGUCUUGGCAUUGGCGCAAUUGGUAUUGACUGGGCUACAAUUGGCUCUUACCUCGGUAGUCCACUCGCUAGUCCGAUCUUCGCUACCAUCAAUGUAGCCAUCGGCUUUGUGGGGGUCAUGUAUGUGGCCAUUCCGGUUUGCUACUGGCUUAAUCUUUAUAAUGCCAAAACAUUUCCCAUCUUCUCAAGUUCGCUUUUCAGAGGCAAUGGCUCUUCCUAUGAUGUUUUGAGCAUCAUUGAUAACAAGUUCCAUCUCGAUAGAGAAGUCUAUGCUAAGACUGGUCCUAUCCAUAUGAGCACUUUCUUUGCGCUUACAUAUGGUCUUGGGUUUGCUACUUUAUCCGCCACUAUGGUCCAUGUUUUACUCUUUAACGGAAGUGAUCUAUGGAAGCAAACCAAAGGAGCAUUCAAUCGGAACAAGAAAAUGGAUAUACACACAAGGAUCAUGAAGAAAAACUACAGAGAAGUUCCCAUGUGGUGGUUUCUUGUGAUCCUCGUACUCAACAUUGCGCUCAUCAUGUUCAUCUCUGUGUACUACAAUGCAACCGUGCAGCUACCUUGGUGGGGAGUGUUGCUAGCUUGUGCCAUUGCCAUCGCCUUCACUCCUCUUAUCGGUGUUAUCGUCGCCACCACUAAUCAGGCACCGGGUUUGAACGUCAUCACGGAGUAUGUAAUCGGAUAUAUCUAUCCAGAACGUCCGGUUGCGAACAUGUGCUUCAAGGUGUAUGGAUACAUCAGCAUGACUCAAGCUCUAACAUUCAUCCAAGACUUCAAACUCGGUCUCUACAUGAAGAUUCCUCCUAGAAGCAUGUUCAUGGCACAGGUUCUUGGGACACUUGUGGCUGUGAUAGUCUACACAGGAACUGCAUGGUGGUUAAUGGUAGACAUACCUCAUUUAUGUGACACAUCUUUGCUCCCUCCAAACAGCGAAUGGACAUGUCCGAUGGAUCGUGUCUUCUUCGAUGCUUCUGUGAUUUGGGGACUUGUCGGACCACGUAGAAUGUUCGGUGACUUAGGAGAAUACUCAGCCAUAAACUGGUUCUUCCUCGUAGGUGCAAUCGCUCCUUUCUUGAUCUGGCUAGCAACCAAAGCGUUUCCAGCUAAAAAAUGGAUCUCGAAGAUACAUUUUCCGGUUAUUUUAGGAGCAACCGCGAUGAUGCCACCCGCGAUGGCUGUGAAUUUCACGAGUUGGAUCAUCGUGGCGUUUAUUUUCGGACACUUCUUGUUCAAAUACAAGAGAGAAUGGUGGAAAAAGUAUAACUACGUUUUGUCGGGCGGUUUAGACGCCGGAACCGCGUUUAUGACUAUACUGAUUUUCCUGGCGAUAGGACGCAAUGGCAUUGGAUUGACGUGGUUGGGAAACGCUGGUGAUAGCGGAGUUUGCGCAUUAGCGUCUUGUCCUACCGCUAAAGGCGUUGUAAAGCAUGGAUGUCCCGUUUUCUGACCUU